ACUGUCCCAUGCUGCUGCCCUCUGUGUCUUCCCCCCCUCUCAAACCCCCGAAGCCAUCCCUUGCCGCUUCUCUAUGCUUCAGACUCGGCGGCCAAUUGAUGACCCCGUCCAUCCACGGCCACGGCCCAUUCCUCAAGUCGCCGUUCUCCUCCGUCACCGCCGUUCUCCUCCGGCUCGUCUGGCCGUAAACCGACAGCAACAUGAGCGCCGUGUCACGCAAGUCACGAAUGGCCACCAGUGUGGCCAGAGUCAUGUACACCAAUGCAGUCUAUUUCCCUAGCAGCAGAAUAUACCAAGGUGAUUCGCCCGGAAUGCUCAAUUACGGCUGCAUCAACCACGUGUAUUAUGCUUAUGCCAGUGUGACUGCGGACGGCAGUGUGUUUCUUGGCGAUGAGUGGGCCGAUGCAAGAGCGCCAGUGGAUGGCGUUCAGGGUGGCUUGGGAUCCUUGAUGCAUCUCAAGCAGAGGCACCCUCACCUGCAGGUCGUCUUAUCUAUUGGUGGCAGCACUGCGUCCGAGGUAUUCCCCGUUGUUGCGUCCAGCACUCUGCUCAGGGACAACUUCGCCAGGUCUUGCCUUGGCCUUGUUGAAGCUUCCGGCCUUGAUGGUAUUGAUAUUGCUUGGGAGUUCCCGUCCGAGGCCAAACAUGGCCACGACUUCCUGGCCCUAUUGGCAGCAGUCCGGAUUCACCUUCCUGAUGACCGCUUCAUCUUAACAGCUGUCCUCCCUGCGGCGAAGGAGGUGCUCGACCUCAUCGAUCUAAAGACGGCAGCCGAGUACCUUGACUACAUCAAUCUGGUGGCAUAUGAUUUCUUCGGCACAUGGACGUCCAAGAGCGGCCAUCACGCACAAUUGUAUACCAUGAACAAGGACGAGCCGUCAGCAUCGUCCGGCGUGGCACACCUGAUGGCACAAGGAUUCCCCCCAAAGAGCAUCCUGCUCGGCAUCCCUACGUACGGACGAAGCUUCCUGAAGGCAAACGGACCCGGACAAGAUUUCAACGGCGUAGGCGGCCAAGAGGGCACCUUCGAGUACAGCGAGCUGCCACGGAAGGGAUGCAAAGAGAUUGUGGAUAGGCGCUAUAUUGCGGCCCAAUGCGUUGGUGGCGAUGGGGGCUUUGUCACCUACGACAACCCCGAGACGGUCAAGGUCAAGGCGGAAUUUUGCAAGCAAAAGGGAUUAGGGGGGCUCUUUUACUGGAACGGACCGGCGGAUUCUCGAGAUCAAGCAAGAAGCCUGAUCGCGGCGGGUUUCCGCGCUCUGCAUACCUCUUGAGGCAGUGCUUCAACUUGAUGAUUAUGACGUCUUUUUUGAUUUUUUUCUCAAUCUAAUGCAUAUAGAUUCUCUUUACGCUUACGCCCACGGACCUUGCGCCCUUCACCUUACCGCCUCUGCUAGACAGAAAGCAAAUCGGAGGAGGGGGGGCUUGGCUUGUCCAAGCUGUAGCAUGACUCGGACGUCGUCGCAAGAAGAACCAAGGAAGGAAGCGUUCCGUCUUUUCUCUUCAACUACUGUUCCAUACCGCGGUGAAGGAUAUUCUUUUUUUCCUUUCUUGGGUACUGGCUCUUUCUCUUAGGCAGA
Messenger RNA from Trichoderma harzianum CBS 226.95, 1580 nucleotides. RefSeq names its product glycoside hydrolase family 18 protein. NCBI's taxonomy places the organism in Eukaryota, Fungi, Ascomycota, Sordariomycetes, Hypocreales, Hypocreaceae. Gene Ontology annotation, molecular function: chitin binding; chitinase activity. Gene Ontology annotation, cellular component: extracellular region. Bases 201 to 1274 code for a protein of 357 amino acids. The transcript is spliced from 4 exons. The record is from RefSeq and is a predicted model, not a curated record. Gene Ontology annotation, biological process: chitin catabolic process; carbohydrate metabolic process.